Molecule: messenger RNA, 1840 nt
Organism: Callorhinchus milii (elephant shark)
Lineage: Eukaryota; Metazoa; Chordata; Chondrichthyes; Chimaeriformes; Callorhinchidae
Product: protein mono-ADP-ribosyltransferase PARP11
Exons: 9
Coding region: 307-1305 (332 amino acids)
Molecular function (GO): NAD+ poly-ADP-ribosyltransferase activity
Source: RefSeq, a predicted model, not a curated record
GUCUGAGAGUGUGUAUGAGUGUGUGUGUGUGUGUAAAUCACAGGCUUUGCUUUGUUGCUUCAUGUAACAUUUGACUUCAAAGCAGUGCUGAUCAUAUGUUUUAAGUGUAUUUGGCUGAUCAUAAUUAUGAAGAAAGUUCUGUUUUUGUCCCCAAGUUCAACACCAGAGAUAAGAAUCAAAACAGAUUGAAGCUACACAUACUCUGGAAGUUGAAUUGGACCAACUGCUGAGGCUUUAUCUCACCCCAAAUCCACAAAGAGUACCAGAUCUGGAGAAGUUGGUAACUGCCAUAUAGUGAUCGAAAGGAUGGCUGGAGAAGAAUCUGCUUCAGUGAUGGAAGAGAGCAAGGUUGAAGAUAUGGAUACGUCUGAUACACAAUGGAACUGGUUCUAUUUGGGUGAAUGCGGAAAAUGGCACAUAUUUGAGAAAGAUUCAAAUAUUCCUUGUUCUGCAAGUAGUGAAGACAUUGAAAGAAGUUUCAGCAUGAAUCCACAUGGCAAAAUUUCAUUUUCUACCUCAAAAUUCAACUAUGUAUUAGAUUUUAGAGAAAUGAAACAAACCAACACAAACACGGGGAAACAGCGUGCAGUGAAGCGAGCUCCCUUCUGUAUCAAUGCUUUUAGUUUUAUAUGUGGAAACGAGCAAAUCCCCAUACCUCCACAUUGGGAGAAUAUAGACAAAGAUAUACCCUAUCAGCUCAGUACAUUGCUUAAGUCAUCGAACGAACAUCAAGAAGUAGCAAAACUCUUUGGGCAAACAAUGGAUCAAAGUCGAAUCAAACAAGUUCACAGGAUUCAAAACUUAGAUCUGUGGGAAUUCUAUUGCAGGAAAAAAAUACAUUUGAAAAAGAUAAGACAUGCAAUAGACCUGAACGAAAGAAUGCUAUUUCAUGGCACGAGUAGUGAAUUUGUAGAAGCGAUAUGUUUGCAAAAUUUUGACUGGAGAAUAAAUGGUGUACAUGCCACAGUAUAUGGAAAAGGGACCUAUUUUGCACGAGACGCCUUCUACUCCAGUCGAUACUGUCGGUUAGAUGAAAAACAUGGAUCAGCCUUUCAGAGUCUUGGUGUAAUGCUCUCCCCAUCGGCACCAUUUCUGUGCAAGCCUCCACUUAAAUCAAUGUUUCUCGCUCGCGUUCUGGUGGGUGACUAUGUAACCGGGGACCACAAUUAUAUUCGGCCUCCUUCAAAGGACGGAACAUUUGUGAACCUCUACGACAGCUGUGUGGACAAUACCUGGAAUCCAAAGAUUUUUGUAAUAUUCGAUGCCAACCAGAUUUACCCGGAAUACCUCAUCGAAUUCAGUUAAUCACAAAUGAAGCCAGGAAUUCUUUUAAAAAAGAACAGAACAUAAAAAGAUUAUGUUACUACCAUGCAGUGAAAAGAUUCUCAGCAGAAUGAAGAUAGCAUCCCAAGAGCGACUAUGUUCACUACAGUGCUGAAGGCAGGACACGGUGCUGCUGUCUAUUGCUCACAAAGAUCUUUCAAGCAAAUGGAUCUCCUCUUUUGACAACUGGACUUACAACACUCCUUCAGCAAGUGGUCAUGACUUUAAAAAAGGAAGCAAGACCAAACUGACAGUUGCUUGCAUCCCACCUACUCAUAUGAAUUCCUGUGAUAAAUUAGUAGAGGGGCAACUUGAGAGACUUAAGUUAUUACAAAAUUAAAAAAGCUGAUUAGAAAACUUUCCAUGACGUUGCUGGCCAGUAUUUUUUUGUUAGCCGGGUGUUUGACACGUGAAGAAACCCAUCACCGUGCUUAGAAGUACCCAAACCAGACCGAGGGAAUCGUGCUGUUUAUCUAAUUCCCGACAGUAUUAGGCGCAGGUCGGCAGAGCCAAGGGU